This is a messenger RNA of Ctenopharyngodon idella (grass carp), 5463 nucleotides long. It is a transcript of the gene efnb1, whose product is annotated as ephrin-B1. NCBI's taxonomy places the organism in Eukaryota, Metazoa, Chordata, Actinopteri, Cypriniformes, Xenocyprididae. Gene Ontology annotation, molecular function: ephrin receptor binding. The transcript has 5 exons. Bases 932 to 1951 code for a protein of 339 amino acids. The record is from RefSeq and is a predicted model, not a curated record. Gene Ontology annotation, biological process: ephrin receptor signaling pathway; axon guidance. Gene Ontology annotation, cellular component: plasma membrane.
AUGGAUCGCGAGUCACUGCGCUGUGAACGGUGUGCGGGACUGACUGUGGAAGCACCGGAUCCACGGUCGAGCGCCGAACAACUCUAAACAAGAUCCAAGGCUAAAAGACGCGUCAUUAACUCGCCGAGGAAGCGAGUAAAGCGCCGAACUGCUGGAGUUUCCCCAUCUGUUUAUAUCAUUGAGACGAAACUGUGUGCUCUUUUUGGCACACGAGCCAGCAGCGGACAGUAGCUGAGAUCCCGUCUAUCAGCAUGCACUGAACCGCCAGAUUAUACAAAAUAAGAAGCCGCAAAACUCGGGAGUUUACUUUUCGUGCAUUUUUUGAAAGAGAAUCCAAAUGGAAUUGGACAGAUAUUUUUGGCAGUCCUGCGACUGACAGUUAAGCUUUGUUCCUGGACACUUUGAACAUGGAUUUAGGUCGGUAAAUUUCGGACAAAAACUGUUGCAUAUCCAAAGCUUAUCUCUAUGAUCUGGGAUCAAAAACGAAAGGAGUCUAGUUUUAAAUCUGACACAUGAUCAGGACCGGAUUUGUUCACGCACCCGAACCCCAACACGGGAUUGAUGGUCCUUAUACCUGUGUUCAUGUCACUCACCCCCUAUCUGGCGUGAUUUGACCUUUUGUAAGGCUACUAGCUCACUAAUAGAUGAGUACAAUAAAACAGUCACGCGCUGCCGUCUACCUAAGUGCAAGGUAGCAGCGAUUUUGGUAAUAGAGAAACGUUGGCCCAGAAUCCGCCUGUGCAACGUUGUGCGACACCUUUCCCCCUCCAGGCAACGCUAGAAAAAUUGGAUUUGGAAGUUGAGCCAUGGAGCCCCUCCGCUUGGACGCCUAACCUACUCUUUUGCAUGUGGUUCGGUAACCCGGAGUACAGUCGAUCGAAAGGAUCUUAUCUUCUUGCUAGCUUGUGUCUCUCUCAGAGAACCCUGUAAGAUGGCUGGAAGUGACGGCUCGUGGAAAUAUUACCUCUGGAUUCUGACAGCCAUGUGCAGAUAUGCGUUACCCGCAGCCAAAUCACUGGAGUCUGUCGUGUGGAAUUCACAAAAUCCCAAGUUUGUGUCUGGGAAGGGCUUGGUGAUCUACCCUGAGAUCGGUGACAAACUAGACAUUAUCUGCCCCAAAGGGGACAUUGGGAGACCGUAUGAGUUUUAUAAACUCUACCUGGUGAGGAAAGAGCAGGCAGAGUCCUGCAGCACCAUACUGGACCCCAAUGUUCUGGUGACCUGCAACAAACCAGAGAAAGACAUCAAAUUCACCAUCAAGUUCCAAGAGUUCAGUCCAAACUACAUGGGACUGGAAUUCAAACGCUUCACAAACUAUUACAUCACCUCAACUUCUAAUGGAACGCAGGAAGGGUUGGAAAACAGAGAAGGUGGGGUUUGUAGCACGAGAUCCAUGAAGAUCAUCAUGAAAGUGGGCCAAGAUCCAAAUGCACCAGAUCCAGAUUUAACAGACCUCCCAGACAGGGACCAGGACAAUGAGAUCAAUGACCCCACAACCAGCCCUUCCCGCAAGAUAGACCAAGGCCAAGACGGAGAUGGCAACGGAUCCAGAAUGCCCGGCAGAGGCACGAGAAACCAGGAUAACGGUCCCGGUUCAGUAGAAGGGAUUUUUGGCUCUAAACCGGCUCUUUUUGCUGCAAUCGGAGCCGGCUGUGUCAUCUUCCUCCUCAUCAUCAUCAUCCUCAUCGUCUUGCUCCUCAAGCUUCGCAAGAGAACCCGCAAGCACUCGCAGCCCAGGGGCGGGACUGCCCUGUCACUCAGCACUCUAGCCACGCCCAAAGGAGCGGCCCAGGCUGGCUCAGAACCGAGUGACAUCAUCAUCCCCCUGCGGACAACAGAGAAUAACUACUGUCCACACUAUGAAAAAGUGAGUGGAGACUAUGGGCACCCCGUCUACAUAGUGCAGGAAAUGCCACCCCAGAGCCCCGCCAAUAUCUACUACAAAGUCUGAGAGAACGAGAGCGAAGCAACCGCAAUAAGAACUUGUUUUUGUAAGGUAUUCUGACUCUUUUUUUCAUUACCUAACCCCGUCUGCUCCGUGUGUGAGAGGAUGGAGAGGGAGAAGUGGAAAGGAGGAAUGAAAAAGACUACAUGGAUGAUAUUCCUCUCAGAUUUCCUUCCCUCCGUCCCUUUUCCGAACACUACACUGUGUGUAUGUGUGUGUGCCGGCCGCUCUCGAUGUGCGUGAAAUGGUAGAAAACCACCCCAAGUUGCGUGGCACUCAGGCACAGACUUCACUGCUGAAGAACAGCCGACAACCAAUCACAGAGGGACACUAGAGUGACAUCACAAAGCAGGAAGCUCUCAUUCGUGUGUGUUUUUUGUACCUUUACAUCUCUUCGCUUAGUUUUUGUCUCUUUUUCCUCUCACACUCCAUGACAGUGUUUUGUUUUUAUCAGUAUCAACCCGAUUCUUGCAGCUUUCACAGUGUCUCGCUCAAAGAAAUGUCUUAAGCACUGUUACGAAUGCCGAUCUCUUUUUCACACACUCUGUAUGUCCUCUCAUCUCAUUUCCUAGCGUCUCUCCAGACAUUCAUUCAUUUUACAUGCUGUAGAGGCAAUUGAACAAAAACACACACUCACACUCAUACACACACUUUGGUGUUCACCGGUCAGUAACAAACAGCCUCUUGGUGGAAAAGUGAGUGAGUGAAAUAGGGAAUUUAAUAUGUAAACACCAGUGUCAGACCUUCCAGAACUCCCAGUCUGCUCUUUGUUCAGUUAAGAAACAUUUCAGUUGAAAUCCUCUCUCCUCUCAGCCGAACACAAGUAGAUAUUUGCUAUCUGUUGUCAGUGAUGCGUGAAGUGCUAAUAUUUGUAUUUUGCCAUUAUUAUUUUUUUUCUUAUUCUGUUUCCCAAAGGUUAGUAGGUCAAAAAAAAAUAAUCUUUAGGGAUUUGCCUCUACACCAUGAGCCUAUGACCUCUUUCAGUCACAAAACAUGCUAAUGCGUAUCUUUGCAUAAUUUAGUUCACUAACAUGUCUUUUUUUGUGUGUAUAAUUCAUGUCUCGCUGUUUGGAUGUAGACAUGGACUCUAACCAGUAUGACCGUGUGUAUGUAGAGUCCCAUGCAGAAGCCAAAAAUCCAUCGACAUACAGAACAUGUGAAAUUAUGCCUUCACCUCUCCUUCCUCUCAGAUAUGCACAUAAAUUAUCCCUGUUUGCAUACAAACACGUACAGAAAAAAAAAAAAAAACAUAAUCAUCUACGAAUCCUGGAAAAUCUAGUGCUAGAUCUAUUUUUAUAUGGACUGCACGUGAAAUGAUAAACGGUAAACAGUGGCGGCAGGUGUGUUUACGCCUAUGCUAAUUUAAAAUUAGCAGCAUUUGCAUCUGGCCUCCAGCGCAGCCAAUCAGAGGAAGCCCAAUAUUUCUCUGUAGCUUUCUCGUAAAAUAGAUUUUUGAAAUUAUAUUUCGUUUAAGAUUUAUUGCUGUUGUUUUUUGUUGUCGUUUCCUCUUAAUUUAGUUUCUAAGGCCCGAGAUUAUGUAAAUAAUGUAUGUUGGGAAAAAAUGUUGAAUAUAAAGUUCCAUUUUAUUAUAGACCCUGUUAAUUAAAAUAUAAUUAGGAUUUUUGAAAAUGCAAAAGCUUUUGUAAAUAGUUCUUUUUUGGAAAAAAGACAUUUUGUAAGUAAAAUGUUUCCUGUCUCAUGGUUUUCUCUUUUAUUUUAAAUUGUUUUUUCGUUUCGGUUGGUUUUGAUUAAGGAGACUUAGAGGUCCCUGUAGAACGGGUUUUUAAAGGUCAGCCUAAAGCAGCAAAAAGACAUGUAAGUCCCUUCACAUACACACACACACACACUUUAUCCUCCCUUUUACACAAGGGAAUGAUGGUAUUUUUGUUUUAUUUUGUUUCAAUUUUACAAAUGUUGUGAUGGAAUCAGGUCAAAUAUUCCAUGACAUGGUUCAAGGAGGAGGAAAAGAGGAGAGAGAGUUAUUACUCAAGAAAUGCUUAAACACACACACUUACUGACUGACCCACCAACCAGUCAUUCUUAUAGCACACAAUAUACAUACAGUAUAUAUAAACACCAUUAGAUACAGGGCAAGCACCAGCAAACUACAUUAACAAAACUAAACCAGCAACAGCUUGUGCAACUAAACUGAAUAUUUAUGUAUGUUUGUCUGUGGUUUAUGGCAGAUCAGUUCUAUACAAUUGACAUUAGAAGAGCACUUUUUGAAAUUCAUGGCUUUAUUUUUACAAUUGAAAUGCAGGGGUGCACUGACCGCACCAGUCAGCUUGUGAAAGUACUAGUCGAAGUAUCACACUGCAAAAAAAAAAAAAAAAUCCCAGUACAAAUACCUAAAUAUCUCUAAAAAAAAAAAAGAGAGAUGGAUUUUCUUUGUUUCAGAGAAAUAUAACAGAUUUGAGUGAGGUUCAUUCUUAAAAGAAGAAGAAAAAAAAAAAAGAAUUCAGUCGUCAAUAUUUAAAUAUUUUUACUGGAAAAAAAGACAGUAAGGAUUUUUUUUUUUUCUUUCAGUGAAUUAAAAGGUUAUCCCAAUUUUGGCAUCUCUGUACAUUAUUUAACAGCAAAAGCUGUGAAUAGUUUGUGUAGUUUUACAGAUCAGUGCUGCUGUAGUGGGAUCUUAUUUAGUGACUGACUGUCUUUAGCUGCAGGCUUUUUGCAGCUUAGCUUACACAUUUGGUUCGCGGCACUCUUAACAGCUGUAAGGCAUACACUUCCUUUGACGUUUGUCUGUACCACAACAAUAGAGUGAAGAAAAGUCAGCCAUCUUGUUUAUCAGAAUAGACUUGAGGCUUUGAUUCCUCUCUAAUGCUGCAGUCAGACCCCUGUGAUGUUGUGUGGAUCUUUCAGACAUCUGCUAAUAACAUUUCUCCCAGUGAAGUUGACUUAUUUGAGGUGAACUUAUUCAAAACUCAAGUACUCACGCAAACAUACGCACACACUCUCAUACACACCCAACCCCCUAUCCUCUGCGGCAAAGAGACAGAUUGGUGGUGACUUUUAACCCUGUAAGGAUUAUCACAAUAUUAUGAGAGAGACAAAUCUAAUGAGAAAACCUUUUCUCUGGCCUAGAUCCAUCCCCAUUACACACAGUUCAUCCACUCUUUCACAAAAUUUACUUGUUCAUAGAGCGGGUCAAUGCAGUGCUGAGGCCUUAGGCCAACCGCGACUCCCACAAAAAAUGUUCACAAAAAAGCUUGUGCUGCACAAUGUUUCCUCCUGCUGUUGCUGAUUUUUUUAUUAUUAUUAUUCAGUGAACUACAUUAUUAUUGUUAUAAUUUUCUUUUACUAAGAUUUUGUUGCAGAUUUCAGUAUUAUUGAUUUAAGUUUUGAUGUAUGUGUUGGCAGUGCUGACGCCCCUGUGGCAACAGCGUUUUUUUGUUUUGUUUUUUUUUUGGGUAGAAUUCACACAGUGUCCUCAGAGUUCCCCGAUAUAUGACACUAAAGCCAAGUCUCAGCCCUCAGAAAGCGUUUUAAAAGGAUAAAUAAAGUUUUUUCCUAUGGAA